This is a messenger RNA of Geodia barretti, 484 nucleotides long. NCBI's taxonomy places the organism in Eukaryota, Metazoa, Porifera, Demospongiae, Tetractinellida, Geodiidae. The record is from the annotation of a GenBank genome assembly.
UUCAUCCCAAUCCUGAUGGAUUUCCUUGCAGCGCUGGCAUGCAAACCCACAAGUACGACAAAAGCCAACUGCCUCACGUUUUGUGCACUUUUUGCACAUUGUUUGUUCGCUGGAGCUCACUUUCUUUAGGGCAUCUUGGAUGUCAAAGAGGUAGUGGAUGUAGAAGGCUCCUUGGAGCCCCGGGACUCCACCCACUGGCAGUGGAGUGUCCUGGCGACAUUGUGGACAUGGGACACUCUGUCCCUCUCGUCCCCCACGUACCAGACGUUGCAGGCACUGCUCGCAAUACACAUGGAAGCACUUGAGCAGCCUCGGCUGUUUGUAGGGCUCCAGACAUAUCCCACAGGUGACCUGGUCCUGGAUCUUCUGGAGAGCUUUCUCGGCAGCAGUGGAGGGUUUGGCAGCCAUGGCUCUGUCAGUAGUGCAGCAGACAAGCUAGAGAGAGGGUCUAGUGAAGACUGAGGCAAGCAAGCUGCUCAAGCAA